AGCUUUAUGUCCGAUGGCUUAACCACGACACUACCGAGGACGGUAUAGGCAAGUAAAAAGACUUUGCCAUUCCCACAGUUACCUAUUUCAUCCACGACAAACCACGUAAAACGACAAGCCUUGCCUACAGGUGUAAUCGUUCUACUACCAAUUAGUUAUCUUCUAGACUGACUUGCGGGUAUAAUUUAUCGCGGGUGGCGGCUCGACACAUUCGCCAAUAAACAGACGCGGUCGUAUUAACUUUCCGAAAGUCAACACGCAACUAAAGCAGCCGAGAAGUAAUUAAUAUCGUCACCAUUUCUUCCUGUCCAGAUCAUUUACAGAUUAACUUUCAAGUAUCCGCAACGGGAUUGGGUUUUCCUGAGCUAGUGUCAGGUCAGGUGUGACCGCCAAGUCGACUUGUAUGCAGCAGGCAGUAAAAAGUUUCCAUUAUUCACGUACUGUUGAACAUUAACAGUAAGGCAUAAAACCGGACUUUAAAGGACGCUAACGACAUUCGUUGGUGUUCCGACGCCAAGGGAAGAAGUUGCGGAGUGUCUGUUGUCCCGUUAGCAGGUUUCCCGCGGGAAAGACGUGAAAAACGACAAUGUCGUCUGCGUUUUGGAUUGUACUUCUGCUCUCACACUCUGUCACUGCAGCGCCGACAUCAACACUCGGUAAUGUACCUAAUGCGACUACGACAUUUGGGAAAACACCGACAACUGCAGCUACAAGCACAACAACUACUUCCACCACCACAACAGCUACUUCCACCACCACAAUGGUGACGACAACCAAGAUGUCGACCACAACUACACCAGUGACUACGGUUAAACACUCUGACUGUAUAUUUGAAUCGGCGACACCUCACAUCAGGGACACUCUAAACAGUCUGUUAACUGCUGGUGCCAAGCUUGUGGAAUAUGAUGUAAAAUUCGACGUCUACGACGCCGACGUCCUUACAUCGAACGGCGGCAACCUCUUCAGGCCUUAUCACUGGGUCAGAACGUCAAAUCGACAAGGAAAAACGCUUCUUCUUUUGGACCACAACUAUGACGUGUUGUCGCUGUCGACUCUUCGACUAGGCGUGGAGACAAUGAACGUAACUCUGAGGACGAUCCCUAGAGGCUGCAUCCAUGGCAUGUCGGCAGAAGAGAGAAUGACUGGUGUCCGAGAACUGUUGCUGAACGACUUCAAACGUCCUGACUUUGGUGGUGGAAGCGGGAGUCUCACCAAAGAUAACUUCGUCUGCAAUAUGUACGCUCGGAACGAGGGAGGAUACGCGAAUUUCCUCUACCAGUGUUGCCACAAGGACCCAGAUGGAGUGACGGUCUGCCAGGACAUGAUCAGGAACAUCUGGAUCAACGUCCUGCUCGCCUGCAUCAUCGUCAUCAAGGUGCUGGUCGUACUGUUCAGUCCGUCAUUUGUGCCUGAGGAUUUUUAUAGGAAGAAGUUCACUGAAGCUGACUAUGUGUACCAUUGUCCUGACAAGAAGCAACUGAAGAUCGUUGCCACACGACAUCCAGAUUCAACCAAGUAUCCCAAAAAGAUCGUCAAGAGCCAAUGCCUUUUCGGCAUGGACAAUUUUCAAACCAUGAUUAGUAACAUGCAUGUUGACAAGGUAUACCAGGUCACUUUUGACAAAAUUCACCUGGCUGUAAAGGCCCGAAGGUUGUUGCCAGAAAAGGUUGUUCCUGUCAGUGUCAUUAAGGUGAUCUUUGAAAAUAUCUUUCGGUGUAAACUUAGAAAUCUCGAUCCAUUGAACAAAUGCUGUGAAACGAACAUAUAUCACAAACUGAACCUUGGUUUUAAAGAGAUAUCCUGGUACAAAUGUCUGCGCAUCCUGGCCAAUCUUGUCCUGAUGUUCAUCUUCGUUUUGCCUUGGUUAGUGAGAAUUAUCAUCUUCUACAGCUAUGAGGCGUCUCAUGUGGACGAAAAGCACACUGCAGCGAAACAAAUGAAAGUGAAGACACAAUUUGAAGGCAGCUUCACAAUGUAUCUUACCCCACUUCAUGGAAUCUUCAUCGUGACCUACUUUAUUUUAGUAUUUGACUCACUUUUCUACGGUAUUCUAAAGAAAAAGAUGAAAGACAAAUUCAAAUAUGUCCUGAGGGAGAGUCUUUUGGACAUGCGGGAAAAAUCACGUUUAAAGAAAAUUAUAGCCAAGUUUAAAAGUCAGAAGUCAGAAAAGAUGACCGCGGACAAAAAAAACCUUAAACUGAACAGUCUGGAAAAAUCUAGCAUGUCGAAAUGUGAAAUAUUCUUUCAGAUAGUUAUCGUCCUCAUGUGUCUGACGUCGUUUUGGUCGUCAACGUUCUUGCUUAUGGAGUGUGUUUCGUUUUUCGUCGAACUGGUCGUCUACACGAUGAUGGGAAUAAUCGUCAACGCUGGAACCACGCUCCAGUAUCUCACGGUCUUGUUUCUUCUCUUCAUAUACGCCAAGGACACAUUUUCCUCUGUUCACAAGAAAUACCUGAAUUUCUACAAAGUUAUUUUCAAUUUUCUUCUUACAGAAAAAAACUGGAUAUUCAGACAACUGCACGACAGGUGGUAA
Gigantopelta aegis is the source of this 2533-nucleotide messenger RNA. RefSeq lists its product as uncharacterized. Lineage: Eukaryota; Metazoa; Mollusca; Gastropoda; Neomphalida; Peltospiridae. Bases 587 to 2533 code for a protein of 648 amino acids. The record is from RefSeq and is a predicted model, not a curated record. The transcript has 3 exons.